Molecule: messenger RNA, 277 nt
Organism: Symbiodinium pilosum
Lineage: Eukaryota; Dinophyceae; Suessiales; Symbiodiniaceae
Source: the annotation of a GenBank genome assembly
GAUUGCCAAGUACUUUCAGUGCAGCCGCGAAUGCUUUGUGCUGUGCUUGGUGUAUAUUGACAGAAUCGUGAAGCUACACCCGGACUUCACGAUAUGCAGCCUGAACAUACACAGGUUGCUUGUGACCAGCGUGAUGCUGUCAGUGAAAUUCUUCGACGAUGUAUAUUACAGCAAUGCCUACUAUGCGAAGGUGGGAGGCGUCAAGACCCGAGAGGUCAACAUCUUAGAGGGGCAAUUUCUCCAGCUUAUCGAGUGGAAGCUUCAUGUGACUCCAGAG